ACUCAAAAUGAGUCAAUUAGUGAUGGUUUCAGAUGCUGAUAAUAAAAAUCCUGCUUCCAUCUAAUUAGGAAAUUGCUGCCUAUCUAAUAACAUUUGAGAAACAUGACGAGUGGCUAACAACCUCCCCGAAAACCAGGCCUCAGAAUGGCUCUAUGAUCCUCUACAACAGGAAGAAGGUGAAAUACAGGAAAGAUGGAUAUUGCUGGAAGAAGCGGAAAGAUGGGAAGACCACCCGAGAGGACCACAUGAAGCUGAAGGUGCAAGGAGUGGAGUGCCUCUACGGCUGUUACGUCCAUUCCUCCAUCAUCCCCACUUUCCACAGAAGAUGCUACUGGCUUCUUCAGAACCCAGACAUUGUGCUGGUCCACUACCUGAAUGUACCUGCCAUCGAGGACUGUGGGAAGCCAUGCGGGCCCAUCCUAUGCUCCAUCAACACCGACAAGAAGGAGUGGGCAAAAUGGACGAAGGAGGAGCUGAUUGGCCAGCUGAAGCCCAUGUUCCACGGCAUCAAGUGGACAUGCAGCAACGGGAACAGCAGUUCGGGCUUCUCGGUGGAGCAGCUGGUGCAGCAGAUCCUGGACAGCCACCAGACCAAACCUCAGCCUCGGACGCACAACUGCCUCUGCACCGGCAACCUGGGCGCCGGCAGCAGCGUGCACCACAAGUGCAACAGUGCCAAACAUCGGAUCAUCUCCCCCAAGGUUGAGCCGAGGUCAAGCGGAUAUGGCGUCCACUCCGAAGUGCAGAACAACGAUGUCUCUGAGGGCAAGAACGAGCACAGCCAUGGCAAGGCUUCCAGCCGGGAGAAGCGGAAUGGCAAAGUGGCCAAGCCAGUUUUGCUGCACCAGAACAGCACGGAAGUCUCCUCCACCAACCAGGUGGAGGUCCCAGACACCACCCAGAACUCCCCAGUCUCCAUCAGCAGCGGUCUGAACAGCGACCCGGAUGUGGCUGACAGCCCAGCCGUCACAGGGGUCUCCAGCGUGGCUGUGGCUUCCGUCAUGGGGAAUCUAUCUCAGAGCGCUGCUGCAGCCGCUGUGUUCAUGUCGGACGUCACCAGCGAGGCCGUCUAUGCCAUGUCCCCCACCACCGGCCCCAACUCGCACCUCCUUUCCUCAGAUGCGGCAGCAGCGGCGCAAGGGCUGGUCCUGGCUGUCAGCUCAGAGGGCCACAAGUUUGCCUUCCCGACAACAGCCAGCAGCUCUGAAGGCCUGUCCAUCUUGCCAGCCAGUGUCUCAGAGGAGCUAGUGCUCUCCACCACACUGGACAGCAGCAGGAAGAUGCCAGAGACAACCAUGAACUUUGACCCUGACUGCUUCCUCAACAACCCCAAGCAAGGCCAGACCUAUGGUGGAGGAGGCCCCAAGGGGGACGGCUGCCUGGGUCCCAAUCUCCGACAGUCGCCCACCACGGAGCGGAGCUUCAACUUCAGCACUGCCCUGGUGAAAGAGAUCAAAACCGAGGACACGUCCUUCGAGCAACAGAUCUCCAAGGAGGCUGCCGCCUUCUCCUCCUCCUCCUCCUCUUCUUCUUCCUCCUCCUCCUCCUCUUCCUCCUCCUCCUCCUCCUCUUCAUCCUCCUCCUCUUCCUCUGCCUCAUCCGCCUCCUCCGCCACCUCCUCCAACUCAUUGACCCUGGCCCCCGGGCCCAGCCUGCUCCCAUCCGGCGGUGGCCUGAGCCCCAGCACCACCUUGGAGCAGAUGGACUUCAGCGCCAUCGACUCCAACAAGGACUACUCCUCCUCAGGCUUUGGCCAGCCAGUCCAGAGCCCCCACAUCCACCAGACCCCUUCACCCAGCUUCUUUCUGCAGGAGGCCCCCAGCAAGCCCUUGCCCCUGGAGCCCAGCGCCCACAACAGCCUGGCUGAUGGCGGGGGCGGUUCCUUCGUUGGCCCCUUGGGCCUCCCCAGUGUCAAGACGGAGGCCUCACCCCCAGGCGCCUCCCACUGCAAUGGCACCGUGGAGGCCCGGAUCGAGCCCACCUCUUCACUUCAGCUCAUGCAGUUCCAAGCCAACUUCCAGAGCAUGGCGCCUGAUGGUGAGGUCCCGAUGGAGACCUCGCCACAUGGGGAAGGAGCCGAAGGCCUGCUCAAGCCUGGAGAGCUACAGGCCUGCGGCACGGAGCACUACCUGCCACCUGAGGCCAAUGGGGCUCUGCGUAAUGGGAGUGGGGGCCUCCCCGUCCUCCAGGGGAACAUGGUGCCUGGCCUCUACCCGGUGGCCCAUCCAGCCCUCAGCAGCACCUCCAACAUGGAGCUCAGCCUGGAUCACUUCGACAUCUCCUUCAGCAACCAGUUCUCCGACCUGAUCAACGACUUCAUCUCGGUGGAGGGUGGGGGCAAUGCUCUCUACGGCCACCAGCUGGUCUCUGGAGACAGUGCUGGGCUGACCCAGGCGGCAGAGGAGGGCAACCGGGCCUCCUCCUCCUACGGCCCAGCCGAGAUGUGCAUCCCCUGCUGCAGCCCUCAGCAAGCCAACCUCCACCUCAGCGCCGCAGAGAACGGGGCCAGCACCAUGGCCUACAUGCAUGUGACCGAGGUGGUAUCGGCAGCGGCGGCGGCAGCAGCGGCAGCAGCAGCCCAAGGCACCCUGGGAAUGCUCCAGCAGAGUGGGCGCCUCUUCAUGGUGACAGACUACUCACCCGAGUGGUCAUACCCAGAGGGGGGCGUGAAGGUGCUGAUCACUGGGCCCUGGCAGGAGGCCAGCAACAACUACAGCUGCCUCUUUGACCAGGUCUCUGUCCCGGCUUCCCUGAUCCAGCCAGGGGUCCUGCGCUGUUACUGCCCAGCGCAUGACACGGGGCUUGUGGCCUUGCAAGUGGCCUUCAACAGCCAGGUCAUCUCCAACUCCGUGGUCUUCGAAUACAAAGCCCGGGCGGUGCCCACCCUGCCCUCCCCACAGCACGACUGGCUCUCCCUCGAUGAGAACCAGUUCAGAAUGUCCAUCCUGGAGCGGCUGGAGCAGAUGGAGAGGCGCAUGGCCGAGAUGAGCCCGGGGCCCCAACAGCAGCAGCAACAGCAGCAGCAGCCGCACAAAGCCCCUGGGGCCCCCAGUGGAGGAGGCAGUGGAGGGGGCUCCGGAGGCGGAGGGGGCGGCCAAGCACAGUGCAUCUCAGGGACGACGGCCGCUUUGGGCAACUGCUUUGAGAGCCGUGUGGUGGUUGUGUGUGAGAAGAUGAUGACCCGGGCCUGCUGGGCCAGGUCCAAGCACCUCAUCCACUCCAAGACCUUCCGGGGGAUGACUCUGCUCCACCUGGCAGCUGCCCAGGGCUACGCCACCCUCAUCCAGACCCUCCUCAAGUGGCGCACUAAACAUGCAGAUAGCAUUGACCUGGAGCUGGAGGUGGACCCCCUGAACGUAGACCACUUCUCCUGCACACCGCUGAUGUGGGCAUGUGCCUUGGGCCACAUGGACGCGGCUGUUGUGCUCUACAAAUGGGACAGGAGCGCCAUCUCCAUCCCAGACUCCCUCGGCAGGUUGCCCCUGGCCAUCGCCCGUUCCCGCGGCCACGUCAAACUGGCCGAGUGCCUAGAGCAGCUGCAGCGGGAAGAGCAGGCCCGCCUCCACCCGCCCUCCCGGAUUCCCUGUCCUUCACGCGAGGAGCCCACUGGCGAGAACUGGAUCACCCAGUGGCACAGCGAAAUGGUGGCCUCUCAGGAGCCCCAGAAGGGUAUCAUGGUCAUCUCCACUUCCAACACAGAACUGAGGCGGCCUCGAUCUGAACCUUCCAGUUACUACAGCAGCGAGAGCCAGAAGGAUUACCCAGCACCCAAAAAACACAAACUGAACCCCGAAUACUUCUCCGCUCGGCAGGAGAAGCUCCUCUCCACCGCCCUGAGCUUGGAGCAGCCAAGCGCCCGGAAGCCCUCCGCUGGCACCAAGACCUCAUUGCCUGAGACAACCAGGCCCCGGCACACGGGGCGGGAUUAUCCGCAGGAGCUGGGCCCUGACCUGGCUGGCUACCGUGGCGCCAGCAACUCUGGGAUCAAGUGGAGCCCAAAAGAGACCUACAUGGCUGGCCUGCCUGGGAUGCCGGUGGCCGGCAGCCCCAAGGGGCUGAUGCUGGUGAGGGACUUGGGGGCCCAGCGGUCCCUGGUGGGGCCAGAGCGGGAAGCGAUGGACACGGAGCUGCUGGCCUUCCGGGAUGCUGCAGAAAGUGAGGAUUGCUUGCAUCAUGUGGAUGACCUGCAGGUGACCAUGAUGACGCUGGCAGAGCAUAUCAUUGAGGCGACACCAGAGAGGAUCAAGCGCGGGGAGAGCUUUGCCCCAGCAGAGACGCCUCUGGCUGAGAGGACGGAGAGUGCCCCCCUUGGCACAUCAAUGAGCUGGCUGGCCAGUUACCUCGCGGAUAUUGACCACUUGCCAAGUGCUGCCCAGAUCAGAAGCCUCUACAGUGGAGCCCUGACCCCUCCUUCCAACACCAGCCUGAGCCCCGCCAACUCGCCCGUCAGCGCCAUGGCUUUUGAGGAGCCCAGCCUCCCUUCAGCCACCGACUGGUCUGAAUUCCUAAGCGCCUCCACCAGCGAGAAAGUUGAGAGUGAGUUUGCCCAGCUCACACUCUCUGACCAUGAGCAGAGGGAGCUCUACGAAGCUGCCAAGCUGGUCCAGACCGUCUUCAGGAAAUACAAGGGACGGCCCCUUCGGGAGCAGCAGGAAGUGGCCGCUGCUGUCAUUCAACGCUGUUACCGGAAAUACAAACAGCUUACUUGGAUAGCCUUGAAGUAUGCACUUUAUAAGAAGAUGAUCCAAGCUGCCAUCCUCAUUCAGAGCAAAUUUCGGAGCUACUAUGAGCAGAAGAAAUUCCAACAGAGCCGGCGGGCGGCUGUCCUCAUCCAGCAGUUCUACCGCAGCUACAAGGAAUGUGGGAAGCGAAGGCAGAGUCGCCGGACGGCUGCCCUCAUGCAGCAAAAGCUCAGAAGCAGCCUGCUUACCAAGAAGCAGGAUCAAGCUGCACGCAAGAUCAUGCGGUUCUUACGACGCUGCCGCCACAGCCCACUUGCGGACCACAGGCGGUACAAAAGGAGUGAAAGAAUUGAAAAGGGCCAAGGAACCUGAAGGGAGAGGUGGCGCCGGCGGCAGCGGCGGCGGCGGCGGCAUCCCUUAGCAAUGUGACAUUGCUUUUCAGACUGUUUUCAUUUUCUGUUUUUAGCAGAAACAUGCAACAACAAUUACAAAUUUAAUUAUGAAAAAAACUGACUGCAAUGCUGAGAACAUCAGCUGCAGGAUUUUAACGGUAAUGUUUAGUCAUUACAUUUGCACUUUCAUGGACAAUUUUUAAUUUGUUCAGCAAGACAUCUUGGGACUCAAAUCUUUGGUUGGAUCAUGGGGGGGGGGUAAGUGACACCCGGAAGGAUCUUUCAUGCGUUGCUUCGUUCCUCUCCAAAACGAAAAGGAAAAAAAAACAAACAAAGAGAGAAGCAAUUAAAUAUCCUUUUCAUAUAGGGCUGUAUUGAAACAAACAAACAAACAAUGUGUGGAACUGUACAAAUAUUAUACCAAAAAAAAAAGGAAAAAAAAAGGCAAACCCCCCACAAUCCAAGAAUCGCUAUUCCUGCACCUGUCAAUCAUCUCCGAGACCCGGGAAGCGCUGGAGGUCCUCCGGGAGGCCUUGCUUUUCGGGGUCCAGCCCCCUCCAUUUCCUUCACUCUUCCUCCACCUUUCCGUUCUUCAUCCGAAUCCGCUCGCCGCAACACGCUUUCAUGCGACGUUUCAGAUCCGCCGGUCUUGUGCCCCGUGGCAAUUGCUUUUCCCCCCCCAGAAAGCUGUUGGUCUUUUUAAAGCAAACGGGUAUUUGCAAAUGGGGGGGGGGGCAAUGGUGGGGGUACGCAGCUCAAGCAAAAAGGUCCUUUUUCGGUGUCCUCCUUUUUCCUUUCUCUCUCUCUCGAGCCUUCAAGUCUAUCAACUGCCAUAUGCACUUCUCAUAUUUGGCACUUUAUUUUCUGGCCUUACUUCACACUCAAGAUUUUUACUUAUUUACUUGCAAAUGGUUUGUAAAGCAUUUUUGGUAACCUUCAAACCUCUUGUUCGACCGAAGAGUCAUGCGCAAAUCAGCCGACUGGACACUGAGGCCACCGAGAAGGAGGCAGCGUGGUGCUGCGUUUCCGGCCAGUAAAUUCCUUCUUUUGGCUAUUUCAUCUCAAAAAAACAUUUUUAGAAAAUGAAGCUAGGCAGUUUCUGUAUAUAGAGAGAAAGUAGAAAUGGCAAAUGAGAAAUAAAUAUUUGAAAGGGAAUAUAUUGAUUAAUUGCUAAAUAUUUUAUUCACAAAGGGUCAAUAACUUGGCAAGAGAACUUGGCGUAUCUGUAUAGUUUUGUCUGAAUGAGCCAGAAGAGUGUGGAUGUUUGUACAUAUUGUAUAUAUUUAAAACAGAUGUGCAUGAAUUCAAGGAAAAAAGAAACGAAAAAGCAAAGCAUUAGUGGCUUACGGUCUGUAAAAUGAAACAAAAACUUUAUUUCACUAUAAGAAACUUUAUUUUAAAUGUUCUUUAGAAGAACAUUUUGCUAAAGCAUGACUAACUGCAGAAGCAAAAGAGCUAAUGUAUUUAGACUUAGAAAAAAGGCAAAGUAACGUUACUUUUAAAAAAACAGAGAUAUGUUUACAUUUGAUUUUGGCUACCAGGAGUUUCCUUUCCGUUUCUUUCGACCUUCUCGAUUAUCCUUCCGUUGUUAUUUAAUUUCUCCUCUUUCUUUCUUUUCUUUUUUUGCCAAUGGUGCCAAGUAAAGUGAAUGCUAAUAUUGCUUAAGAGAAAAAAAAAAUAUUAAGUUAUUUUGCAAAGCAGAUAAUCAUAAGAAUACAAAAUUGUAUCUAGCUUAACACCAUACACUCUCACUCCAAUAAAGAACACGUAGAAUGAACAUAAACUUUAAAAAAAGAAAAAGAAAAAAGAAACAGUAGGGAAGUAGAGAACAAAACGUUUCACCCGUCCAUAUUUCCUGCCGGAAGUCAGACAAACGUACCUAAAAUUGCACAACGUUUUUAAGAAAAACCUUUUUAAAAGUGUUAAAAGACGCAAGCAGGUUUUGUUUGGGGUGUCAUGGUAUAUUGCUAUUUCCACAUAGAGAGGAGCCAAAGAAAUCUGUUUUAAAUUAGUCCUUUUGGUCAAGAGAAAGGCAGAGCGCGCGGGCGGAGAGGGCACCGAUGGGCACCAUCGUCCCCGUCCUCCUCCUCCUCCUCCUCUUCCUUGGGGACCCAGGGCCUUUGCCCAGUCGCCAAGGCCCAGGCCGGGCCCGCCUCGGCCCCCAGCCCCACGUGGCGCACCUGCCUUCCUUGCCGGCCCCCUUGGCCUUUCGAGGGACCCUUUUGGUUGAUGGAACAGGAACUGCUCUUGCUUGAUCCCAGAUGAGGAAACGAUGAGGUUUAGUAGUCUUGCUCUCAAGAGGCUUGUUGUGAAGCCUAAAAAUACUCACAAUUCUGUGAAGUUGUUUUGUUUUUGUUUUUAAAGGGUGUCUUUAAAAGAAAGAUUUAAAACACACAAAAGAUUGUGGCAAAAAAACCAGCCUGGGGUCAGUGCUCUUGGUGCCUUUUCUAGCAUUGUUAAUUAUGUGUGUGUGUCUGCGUCGCUCUCUCUCUCUCUCUCUCUCUUUCUCUCUCUCUCUCUCUCAUUGAUUCUGUUCACUGCCAGGACUGAAAACCGAACCGUGGGGGGAGCGGGGUGGGAAGGGGUUGCUGAAGCGCCUCCUGCUCUGUGGCCCUUCUAUGACAUGCAGAAAUGAACCAACCCAGAAGCCCCUCAAAGGCAAAGGCCGAAGGGCCUGGCUCCCCGCGUACAGUGUCUCUUGGACAGAGGGACCUUUGCGCAGGGAGCCGGGGGCCCAGAAGCCGGAAGGGCUCCCUUCAGCCCUCUGCCUGUCCCACUAGCAGCCCUUGUCAGAGGAAAAGGCCUCCUUCUUUGGGACUGGCCUUUUGCUUUCCCUCCUGGCCAGAGGGAUGGCCUCAGUGGCCCCCUUCCCCUUUGGUCCGUAAGGGUUUUCAGAGGGAGAGCACUAGGCUCUCUCUUUCUCUCCCCAAAGCGGUCGUUUUGCCCUGUGAUUCCUUCCAGAUCCAAGGCUUGGUGGUGUGUCCAUAGGACUGGCAGCCUGGGCCUUCACGGUGCCAAGCUUGGGAAGGGUCCCACUGCCCUUUCAGGGGGUUUAGAAGGACUUUUCGCCGGCACCCACAGGGCAGCGUGAGGCCCGUGGCUGUCGCUCCUUCCUCCCUUCUGUCCCGUUCCGUUCGGUAGGAAACUCCAAGUGGGAUCCUUGCAGGAACGCCAUGCGCUUAUUCCAGCUGGACCCUUGCUGGACGGAGCGGACGGACGGAUGCCCUUUGGGUGUGUUGGCGGUGGCUCACCUGGCAUGUUUGGCUUACCAGUUCCCCCGAGACAGUCCCAGAUGCCCCCGCUCUUGCCCUUCCCUGGCUGGCAGGACUCGGUUGGGGCAGGGAGGGCGCCUAGUCCCCUUCCUUCCGGACAACUGAGGCCCCCGAGACCCAGGGAGCCAGCUCCCCUUGUGUCUCCCCCAAACCAGAAUCGCUCCUUCGUGCGACAUGACGUCCCCGAGACGCAUGGCCCUGUGUGAAAGAAAUAAAGGAUAUAACAUGAACCCCCUGGACGGUUGCACGCUUCCUGGCAGUUCCACAGCGUAGUUGGCGCCCCAACGGAGGGGGGACGGGGGUCUCCCCCAGACUUUGCAUGUGAACCUAGUAUAGAUGUCUCUCUUUUUGUAAGUUUUAUUUUUGUAACUGUGCAUGUUAAAAGCAUCACUGAAUCAAUGGAUCUGUCGAAGAACUCAGCUGCUGGAACCAUGCAAAAUGUUUUGAAUUGCCCUUAAAAUAUGGAACAUGUUUUCUGAAUGCUUUAUAUUCUUUCUGCUGUAAAUUAAAAAGAAGAAAAUUUC
This is a messenger RNA of Sceloporus undulatus (fence lizard), 8870 nucleotides long. RefSeq names its product calmodulin binding transcription activator 1 (gene CAMTA1). The transcript has 22 exons. NCBI's taxonomy places the organism in Eukaryota, Metazoa, Chordata, Lepidosauria, Squamata, Phrynosomatidae. Gene Ontology annotation, cellular component: nucleus. Gene Ontology annotation, molecular function: protein binding; double-stranded DNA binding; transcription coregulator activity. The coding region runs from base 153 to 5054 and encodes 1633 amino acids. Gene Ontology annotation, biological process: regulation of transcription by RNA polymerase II. The record is from RefSeq and is a predicted model, not a curated record.